UGGGACAUAUAAAAAGGAAAAAAUAAAAAAACAAAAAAAACAAACAAUUGCAUGGGGCACGCGCGGAUCACGUGAAAGGAAACGAUUUCUGCGGUACUCCUCGUCCUCGGUAGUCGGCUUGGCGAGGACUGCUAAUUUAUCGCCGUGGUUUUCAUUUCCUCGGAUCUCCAUCGCCGAUCUCUCCGAUUACCGUCAGCUUCCAGCUUCUUACAGCCGCCGGACAUAGAGAACCGUUGUCCGAGAUCCCUCUCUAAUCAUAGAAUCUUUCUGGAUUAAACUAUUGAUAAUGGUCCGAGGAAGAGACGCGUGUUGGGAACAUUGCGUCCUUGUUGAUGCGACUAGACAGAAGGUUAGGUGUAAUUACUGCCAACGGGAAUUUAGUGGAGGGGUUUACAGGAUGAAGUUUCAUUUGGCUCAAAUAAAAAACAAAGACAUAGUUCCCUGUGCUGAAGUUCCUGAUGACGUGAGGGACCAGCUACGGAGUAUAUUAAACACCCCCAAGAAACAGAAAACUCCAAAGAAACGAAAGGCUGAUCGGGCAGCCAACGGUCAACAAAACAGCUCCUCUGCUAGUGGUGGCAUCAAUCCUAACCAUGGAUCUAGUGGACAGCAUGGUAGUACAUGCCCGUCUUUGUUAUUCCCACGCCCUUCUCCAAGUGCUCAGCCAGCAGUAGAUGAUGCUCAGAAGCAAAAACAGGAUGAUGCUGAUAAGAAGAUUGCUAUUUUCUUUUUCCACAAUUCUAUUCCUUUUAGCGCUGCUAAAUCCAUGUAUUAUCAGGAAAUGGUGGAUGCUGUAGCAGAGUGUGGGGUGGGCUAUAAAGCGCCAAGCUAUGAAAAAUUGAGAUCUACCCUAUUGGAAAAAGUAAAAGGCAAUGUAAAUGAUAGUUACAAGAAAUUACGAGAUGAAUGGAAAGAGACUGGUUGCACGAUUUUGUGUGAUUGCUGGUCUGAUGAUAGGACCAAAUCACUUUUAGUAUUUUCAGUUACAUGCCCUAAAGGGACAUUUUUUCUGAAGUCCAUUGAUGUAUCUGGUCGUGCAGAUGAUGCUCAUUACUUGUUUGAGUUGCUUGAAUUGGUUGUUUUGGAGGUCGGUGUUGAAAAUGUUGUUCAAGUAAUAACAGAUAGUAAUGCUAGCUAUGUUUAUGCAGGGAGGCUUCUCAUGGCCAAGUACACUUCAAUAUUCUGGUCUCCAUGUGCUUCACAUUGUAUUAAUAAGAUUUUGGAAGAUUUCAGUAAACAAGAGUGGGUGAGUACAGUCUUGGACGAGGCAAAUACCAUCACAAGGUACAUAUAUAGUCAUGCAUGGAUUCUUAAUACGAUGAGAAAGUUUACCGGUGGUAGGGAGUUGAUUCGGCCACAAAUUACUAGAUUUGUCACUAAUUUAUUAUCCUUGAGGGCCAUUGUGAUACAGGAGGACAACCUGAAGCACAUGUUUUCUCAUUCAGAGUGGUUGUCAUCCAUUUAUAGCAGGCGUCCUGAUGCUCAAGCUAUUAAAUCCUUGUUGUAUAUGGAGAGUUUCUGGAAGUUUGCACAUGAAGCUGUGAGUGUGUCCGAACCACUAGUUAAAAUUCUAAGGAUCAUAGAUGGAGACAUGCCUGCUAUGGGCUAUAUAUAUGAAGGAAUGGAGAGGGCAAAAAUUGCAAUCAAGUCAUAUUAUAAGGGUAUAGAAGAAAAAUAUGUGCCAAUUUGGGAUAUAAUUGAUAGGAGAUGGAAUAUGCAGCUUCACUCACCAUUACAUGCGGCAGCAGCAUUCCUUAAUCCUUCUAUUUUCUACAGUCUAAACUUUAAGAUCGACUCAAGGAUGAGGAACGGGUUUCAAGAAGCCAUGAUGAAAUUGGCUUUUGAAGAUAAAGAUAAAAUAGAAAUUACUAAAGAAAAUCCUAUAUACAUAAACGCUCAAGGUGCUCUCGGGACUGAUUUUGCAAUCAUGGGUAGGACACUAAAUGCCCCAGGUGAUUGGUGGGCAGCAUAUGGUUAUGAGAUUCCAACUCUGCAGAGAGCUGCAAUACGAAUAUUGGGUCAACCUUGUAGUUCUCACUGGUGUAGAUGGAACUGGAGCACAUUUGAGAGUAUACAUAUCAAGAAACGCAACAGGAUGGAGCUGGAGAAGUUCAAUGAGCUGGUUUUUGUACACUGCAAUCUCUGGUUACAAGCCAUUGUUAGAAGUAGGGAUGGGAAAUGUAAACCGAUCAUUUAUGAUGAGAUAGAUGUUAGUUCUGAAUGGCCCACUGAAUCUGAAUCUUCGUCCCCUCUCUUCGAUGAUUCAUGGUUGGACAAUCUACCCCUUGAAUGCAGAGGUAGUCCUUGACCUUGCGAGUAAGUUAAGAAGAAACAAAAAAUUUCGAUACUUGAUUGUUUGAUUUUGUAUACGGCUUUACUCUGUACUUACAAUUAUUUAAAUUAAUUAUGAUGAGUUCAGAAGUUGAUUGCUAAUCCUACUUUCUGCAUUUAAUCUCCCACAUUUAUCUUUUGAGGCUUUCACUUUUUCAGGAGAUACGAUCUUGUUCCACUUUUAGUCUAAAGGUCAACGGUAGUCUUAGUUGAUGAUGUAUCAUAUUUUUUGGCCAGUUUACCAUAAUCAGAUUUUGGAAUUGAUGACAGUGUCCUGAUAAAUGAUGUAGUACUAAAAGGAAGAUGUUGACAUUUUUUUGGAACAUAAAAUUGCAUAAGAAAUAAAUAAAAAAUAAAAAAUUCAUUCCUUGUGGAAAUUGAAUGCCCAAGAAAUUUUUUGCUGCAUCUCACGCUGUUUUCUACACCCCACUUUGCUCAGGUCCCACAGUUUAUUAUUAUUACUCGGUCGUUUAGACAUUGUUUUAAAAGUUCCAUAUGAUUCACUGUUAAACACUAUCCCAAUUUUAGAGAGAGUAUUCUGCUUAUUAAAUAUAAAUCUGUACUUAUGUCAAUUAGAGUUCGUCACGUUAGAUUGAACGGUAUUUUAGGAACUAUGUUGACAGAAGUAUGUGUCGAGGACCUUAGGGGUCAGUUAUACUUCUUAAAGAAAGCGUGUAGGUGAGAGAUUUAUAGUUUAGAUGUGAAAUUAUCCUCUUUUCUUUUCUUUUCUUUUUUUUUUUU
Molecule: messenger RNA, 3072 nt
Organism: Cornus florida
Lineage: Eukaryota; Viridiplantae; Streptophyta; Magnoliopsida; Cornales; Cornaceae
Exons: 3
Coding region: 287-2308 (673 amino acids)
Molecular function (GO): protein dimerization activity; DNA binding
Source: RefSeq, a predicted model, not a curated record